CCUGCUUUUCGUAAGUUCCGCUCGUUGCCACCGUUGUCGUUACACUGCACGUUAACACGAUGGCCGGCUCAAACGUUAAAAAGGGCUCUUCCCCCGGUGUGGUGGACUGGAUCUAUUCUGCUUGUCGGUUUGCAACAGACAGAAACGACUUCAGAAGGAAUCUUCUGGUCAACCUGGGUUUGUUUGCUGCUGGUGUUUGGGUUGCAAGAAAUCUCUCAGAUUUUGACCUAAUGUCUCCUCAGCCUGUGACAUAAUCUGGUCAAAAAUACAGUGCUGCCAAAACCAGGAUGAUGGUGUCUUGGACCAACAAAAGAAGAAACAAGGGACAUGAAUAAAUGAUCAUGAAACUUUUAUGACAAGUUAUACUUUGAAAGCAAGUCAUCCUGUUUACCUGAAUUUGCUUCAUUUUUUUGGGAUGAAUUUUUUAUUUUCAUCUCAUUGUAGAUGGUCUGAAAACAAAAAAUUACAUUCAGUCAGUG
Molecule: messenger RNA, 479 nt
Organism: Toxotes jaculatrix (banded archerfish)
Lineage: Eukaryota; Metazoa; Chordata; Actinopteri; Toxotidae
Gene: tomm6
Product: translocase of outer mitochondrial membrane 6 homolog (yeast)
Exons: 3
Coding region: 60-254 (64 amino acids)
Cellular component (GO): mitochondrial outer membrane translocase complex
Source: RefSeq, a predicted model, not a curated record